AUGUCCCGUAUUUUUCUUCUUUUCCUAACUUUAAAGAUAAAUUGUAUAUCACUAAGUAUUCAGGAGGAAAUAGAACUCAAAGGUAAUUCUUUGAUUGCCAGCCUGAUGAUAGGACCUUGUAGAUCUUCUACCUGAUGAAUUGGAAAACUUAAUGGAUAGUCUGACUUCAGAAGAAGAAGAAAAGUUCGUUAACUCUGAGAAUGUGGAAGAUCCGGAAUUGGCGGUCAAAUUGAUGACAAGUUAUCAACUGAUCAACGAAAAAACGAGUAAAUUGAAUCAACCAGCCCGGGAUUUCUUGAAUGACGUAACCAUGAUUUCACACACUACCUUUGUUUUCUACAUUUACAGCAAUGUAUUAAAAAAAGAUUUUAGUUGUUCAACGAUCUCUACGAAAGUGAUGAUAAAGAAUUGAAAGGUCUCUCCCAAAAGUAUUUGGGACGAUGGAAUUUGCUAUCAGAAUCGGAAAGAACGGGCGUUCAGGUGGUGUACCCAAAGAUUUUCAAUACUCUGAACAGUAAGCAUAGCAUUCAGUACCACUUAUCUUCUUAUCUUUGUAUUUUGUGCCGUUUCUUGAAUCCCUUUGAGUGAGCAUUUAUAUUUUAUUUUUCAGGUAAAAAAUUCAAGGACUUUGCCAAGAUGAAGUGA
Molecule: messenger RNA, 645 nt
Organism: Bursaphelenchus xylophilus (pine wood nematode)
Lineage: Eukaryota; Metazoa; Nematoda; Chromadorea; Rhabditida; Aphelenchoididae
Source: the annotation of a GenBank genome assembly